Messenger RNA from Lycium barbarum (goji berry), 382 nucleotides. Its product is annotated as defensin-like protein 156. The transcript has 2 exons. The record is from RefSeq and is a predicted model, not a curated record. Lineage: Eukaryota; Viridiplantae; Streptophyta; Magnoliopsida; Solanales; Solanaceae. Bases 39 to 269 code for a protein of 76 amino acids.
AAAUACACCAUUAACAUUUGAGAUCAACUUCAAUAAAGAUGGCUAAGUUUUUAAACUCUCUCAUUUGCUUCUUCCUCAUUCUUUCAGUUUUGGCAAUUACUGAGGUAAAAGCCCAACAGAGAUGUACUGUAACAUUGGAUCCAAAGGGAUGUGUACUUGCUGAUUGUCAAAAACAAUGUGCAGAGCAAUACAAAGGAAAUGGACUUUGCACUGGUGGUGUUACCGGCCCAUACAAUUGUGUCUGUGUUUACAAUUGUAACUCCAAUUAAUGUACCUUUGAUCAAACACAAAUAUUGGUCUAUUAUGAAUGAUGAGCAUCAAUAAAUACUAGUAUUAUUUUUUCGGAAAAAUAUUUAUCAGUUUCUACAUUAUUUAACUUUUA